UGGAGAAAGUGGGAUCUGGAGGGACACCAUAAGAAGGUGUCAUGCGAAGAGUCAGCAUGCUGGAACAUGGGGACAGAAAUGUGAGACCCUGAUCACUCCAGUGGCAUCUCUCUGAGGCUCAGUUUGCUCAUCUGCAAAAUGGGUUGCUGUGAGGGUUCCGGUGUUCCUGGAAGCGCCUCCCAUCAAACACUUGGAAAGACAAUCGCUACGGUUUGGGGGGUCCGGGGGCCCCCAGAUAAGUGUGUCCGGAUUCAGUCGUUGAGGGGGGCUGAGCUGGGCUGAGGGGACGCCACUGCCCCCUGUUGGCUGUCCGGGCCAAAGCACCCCUGGCCCCCGACGGGCGGGGCGACCGGCGGGCUGCAAGCGGGCUGGCAGCCUCCAGACGGCCAGUCGGCCCUCUCUGGCGCCGCUUCUGUCCGUCGAUCAGUGCGAGGACGCCCGGCCCGCGCUCGGCGCGUGGGCUCCCGGCCCCUGGGAUCUCGCGGGGCGCAGGCGGCAUGGUUCCUCUCUGUUUCAACUGCUCCAUCCUCCCUGGAGACAGGUCCCUGGGUUCAAGGAGCCCGGUGCCCUGCAAUGGCAGCAGGGCUCUGGGACCCUUUGACCCCCAGGACCUGAACCUGACGGAUGAGGAGCUCAGGCUCAAGUACCUGGGGCCCCAGCAGACGGAGCUGUUCGUGCCCAUUUGUGUCACCUACCUGCUGAUCUUCGCGGUGGGCACGGUGGGCAACGCGCUGACCUGCACGGUCAUCCUGCGCCACAGGCCCAUGCGCACACCCACCAACUACUACCUCUUCAGCUUGGCUGUGUCGGACCUGCUGGUGCUGCUCGUGGGCCUGCCCUUGGAGCUCUAUGAGAUGCAGAACAACUACCCGUUCUUGUUGGGCGCUGGCGGCUGCUACUUCCGCACGCUGCUCUUUGAGACCGUCUGCCUGGCCUCGGUGCUCAACGUCACCGCCCUGAGCAUCGAGCGCUACGUGGCCGUGGUGCACCCGCUGCGGGCCAGGUCGGUGGUGACGCACGCCCACGUGCGCCGCGUGCUCGUAGCCAUCUGGGGCUUCGCGGUGCUCUGCUCUCUGCCCAACACCAGCCUGCACGGCAUCCGGCAGCUAGAUGUGCCCUGCCGGGGCCCGGUGCCCGACUCGGCCGUGUGCACCCUGGUGCGCCCGAGAGCCAUCUACAACCUGGUGGUGCAGGCCACCGCGCUGCUCUUCUUCUGCCUGCCCAUGGCCACCAUCAGCGUGCUCUACCUGCUCAUCGGCCUGCGGCUGCGGCGUGAGAGGCAGCUGAUCCUCAGACAGGAGGCCAAGGGCAGGGCCAGGACAAGCGACAGCCGCAGGCUCCAGGAUCGGGGUCGGACACAGGUGACCAAGAUGCUGUUUGUGCUGGUCAUCGUGUUCGGGAUCUGCUGGGCCCCGUUCCACGUCGACCGCCUUAUGUGGAGCUUCGUGUCCCAGUGGACCGAGGGCCUGCUCCUGGCCUUCCAAUACGUGCACGUCAUCUCCGGAGUCUUCUUCUACCUCAGCUCGGCCGCCAACCCUGUGCUCUACAGCCUCAUGUCCACCCGCUUCCGGGACACCUUCCAGGAGGCCCUGUGCCCGGGGACCCAGUGCCGCGGCCGUAGAGCCCACCACAGCUCCUACAGCCUCAGCAGGGUGACCGUGGGCAGCACCCUGGGUGACACGGGCUCCCCGGGAAGCCAGGCCCAGCCUCUGGCCAAGAACGGUGGCCCAGGGGGCCGGCAAGGGAUGGACCGCUCCUGAGAAGAGCCUCAUGCCGCUUCACCCCAAGCGGCCAGAAGGUCACACCCAACUAUGGGGGGCCACACCUGCCUCUUCUGGGGGCUGUCCUCUGUCCCCCUUCCCCACUUCAGCCUAGUAACUGACUGGCACCUGACUACUGCCCCCACCCAUGUAUUGGAAGGAUUAUAAGGUUGCUGUCUGCCCUGCAGGCCUCCAGGCCUCCUGGUACAGCCCUGCCCUGGUAGGAACAUCAUGGCUGGUUAAGUGGGCAUGGCAAGACUCCCAUCUGGGGGUUCCCCCACCCACCCCCAGUUUCUGAAGUGUUUCCGGGGCAGCCCUUCCUUUCCUUUCCAUUUCUUGCUGAGCUUCCGGUUCUGGUCCACUCUGCCCCCUCUAGCUCUUGGUGCACCUGGGAACCUGGGACCUUCCUCUGACCCAACCCCUCCGUGGCCCCCAGUUGACUUAUUCUGCUCUGGGAUUUCCACCUGGUGGAGCCACCAGGUGGCAGGUGUGCCUGGGAUCCAGGGGACCUGCUUCCAAUCUCAGCUGUGCUGCUACCUCCUGCUCACACCCUCCUUCCCCUGCUGUCCCUCACCCCCACCCCAGACCCGGCAUCAAGCAAAUUGCCUCUCCUUACAGGCCUGGGCCCCUUAUUUGCAAAACAAAAGAGGCCCUGACCCUCUGGAGCAUCGCGCUUUGGCUGGUUUUCUGUGUGGAUGCAGAAGUCACUGCUGGUAACAGAUACCCUCAGAUUAACAAGGCGGAAAUUACCCUUCACAUCCUCACUACCUUCAACCCUUACUCCUGCCCUGACCCCUACAAGCUCCCCACCCUACCUCCUCCAGAGCCACCCGUAAACAUUCUUUGUCCUAGAGAAAGUGAGACUUGGCACCGACCGAGGCACCACGUGUGUGAGCAGAGGCCCCUGCCUGCCUCCAUUCUCACCUGCUCACAUGCUGGCUUGGGGGCCUGAGAUGAGCAGAGCAUUGGGCCUGACUGGCCAGAGAAUCUCUGGGGACAAGAGACAUGGGCCACCCAAGGACAAGGGGUGCCCCGUGAGCACUGCUUGGGGCUCAGUGAAGUGAGAAGAGGGUGCAUGCAUGCUCAGUCAUAUCUGACUCUGAGACCCCAUAGACUGAAGCCCACCAGGCUCCUCUGUCCAUGGGAUUCUCCAGGCAAGAAUACUGGAGUGGGUGGCCAUGCCCUCCUCCAGGGGAUCUUCCCGACCCAGGGAUCGACUGGUGUCUCCGGCAUCUCCUGCACUGCAAGCAAAUUCUUUACUGCAGAGCCGCUAGGAAAGCCCUGAGGUGAGAAGUGAGGCGGGCUAAGUCCUGAAGUGAAGCUCCAUCCUGAAUCCCCAUGGAUAGCUGGGUGCUCAGCCAGGACUCACGGCCAGUUUAUGGCCAGAACUUGUCCUGCUACAGUGCCUGGCCCGUUCUCCUCCUGAGGGGGGACUGCAGCAGAAGGAAUCCUGGCCUCCCUGGCGAGGGGCUGUAGGGCCUCUGUGUGCUACGGGGCUCUCCCUGCAGACUCUCCCCAGCUCAGGCCCCUGGCACCCUGACUGCAAAGUGGAGGAGAUUGUACAAAAUGUUCUGGGGUUUUUGAAAUUCAAUUGUAAAAACAAUACUCAUUUUAGAAAAUUGGAAAUUACAAAUGAGCAAAAACGAAAACAAUUUAAAGUAAUUAAAAACCACCCUUGCUAGGGAAUGGGGGGAGGGGGAAACAGUUGUUUAAUGGGAACACGGUUUCAGUUUGAAAGUUUUGGAAAUUGGUUGCAAACCAAUGUGAAUAUACUUGAAUAAUAUUGAAUUAUACACUUAAGUGGUUAAGAUGGUAAAUUGUAUAUGUAUUUUACUACAAUUUCUUUUUAAGGAAGGAUUAAGCCUAAAGGAAAAGAAAAAGUCACCUAUAGCUUUACUCUCUAGAGGUAACCACCAUAUAUAAGAUAGGAUGGGCAAAUUUGAGAAGGGAGCUUGUGUAAAGAGGCUGUGCAGAGCCGUGAGGACCCAAUGUUGUCUCUGAAAUGAGCUCCCCGGAGGCUUUGGUUGGGGUGGUGGCCAACGCCAGACUUCAGGCUGGAGCCUGCCGUUGUUCCCCCAGACUUAACUGGACUCCCUGGAGCCUCUCUUAAGUGACGGUCAGAGCUGACGUGCUCCUGAGGCUUUGGUCAGUAUUUGUGAAGGGCCUGCUAUGGGCAGAGAAGCCCUGGGCAGAUGGGGGAACGUAGAGGAGGGGAGUUAUCAGAAGACCUGGGCUCUUAGUGUAAAUCUGAUGUAUGUCUCUCGACUGUCUCCAUAGCACAUCAGUGGGUAGGUCCCAUUUGUCAUGAGUCACUGGUUACCAUGGAAAGUGGAAACAGCAGCUCUGGGCUCAGCCCUUGAGAAACGCGGGGAGGUGGAAAGGCCAGCCAGCAAGAUCCCAGUCUCUCUGGGAUACAGCGUCUUCUGCAGCUUGCUCUGCUCUUCUGCAUGGUCAGGGUGGUGGGGGAGGUGGGGUGUGCGGCAGCAUUGCCGAGUGCCCAGUGCUACUCCCAGGAAGUGAGUGCUGGCUCCUCUGGGGCUCGCCACCUCCUGUCCUGGCUACAGUCAUACACAUCCCUCCUCCUCCUUGUUCAAGAGGCUGGGGCUGCUCUGCUUCCCGUCUCCUCCUCUUCUGCUGUGAUCCUGGGUGAUGCUGAAGCCCACAUGGACAGUCCACUGAGACCCUAGCAUCCGCUCCUGGUCUUUCCUACAGCUGUGGACACUCUUCCCCACCCCGGCCUUUUGGUCCCGUGGUCACCUCCUCACUCCCAGGACCUCCAGGAGCAUUUCAAUUUCUGGAAGUGGGAGCUCUUGACCAUGAUUGCCUCCUUCCCGCUCUGUUGCUCUAUAAGUGAUAGUUAUUCUUUAACCACGUCUAACCUUCCCGGUUCUCAGCUGCUCUUCUUUCUCCCAGUCCAUCAGUUGCCUCUGCUCUUCACUUCUUUUCUGAGGGUCCUAGAUACCAUGGUCCAUCACACACAACCCUCUCUACAAGUAUUUCUGAAGGUCGGGUUGAUCACCCUUUCCUUCUCAGAAAAAAAGGUUUAUUUUCUUUGGGAACUCACCAAGAUGGGUGUUAUCAACAAACAAAGCUACGUUUGCCCACCCUUCCUUCUGUUAAAAGUAUCUGCUCAGGAAAUAUAACGCAUGCAGCACUUCA
Molecule: messenger RNA, 4919 nt
Organism: Cervus elaphus (red deer)
Lineage: Eukaryota; Metazoa; Chordata; Mammalia; Artiodactyla; Cervidae
Gene: NMUR1
Product: neuromedin U receptor 1
Exons: 3
Coding region: 498-1760 (420 amino acids)
Biological process (GO): G protein-coupled receptor signaling pathway
Cellular component (GO): plasma membrane
Molecular function (GO): neuromedin U receptor activity
Source: RefSeq, a predicted model, not a curated record